This is a messenger RNA of Girardinichthys multiradiatus, 1954 nucleotides long. It is a transcript of the gene aplnra, whose product is annotated as apelin receptor a. Gene Ontology annotation, molecular function: G protein-coupled receptor activity. The transcript has a single exon. The coding region runs from base 134 to 1219 and encodes 361 amino acids. NCBI's taxonomy places the organism in Eukaryota, Metazoa, Chordata, Actinopteri, Cyprinodontiformes, Goodeidae. The record is from RefSeq and is a predicted model, not a curated record. Gene Ontology annotation, biological process: G protein-coupled receptor signaling pathway; immune response. Gene Ontology annotation, cellular component: membrane.
CAGCCUCUCAUUCUCAGUUGCCCUUUGCUCCAGCAGCAGCAACAGACCUUUUUUUUUGCUUUGACUCUCCACUGGGGACUGUACAGGACUCUUAUCUCUGCUGAGGAUUUUUGUUUUGUUUUGGCACUACAUCAUGGAGGCCACCAAUGGGGAAUAUGUUGACAGUUAUGAGUAUUACGAUGACAAUGAAACUGCUUGUGACUACUCAGAGUGGGAGCCCUCUUACUCUCUUAUCCCAGUGCUCUACAUGCUGAUUUUUAUCCUGGGCCUGUCAGGUAACGGUGUGGUCAUCUUCACGGUGUGGCGAUCCAAGUCUAAGCGCCGGGCCGCAGACAUUUACAUCGGGAACUUGGCCCUUGCUGACCUCACUUUCGUUGUAACCCUACCUCUCUGGGCUGUGUACACAGCUUUAGGCUAUCACUGGCCAUUUGGUGUGGCUCUGUGCAAGAUAAGCAGCUAUAUUGUUCUGGUCAACAUGUACGCCAGUGUCUUCUGCCUCACCUGCCUGAGUUUUGACCGCUACCUGGCCAUUGUGCACUCCCUAUCCAGCAACAAGCUGCGCUCCAGAGGCACCAUGCUGGCAUCCCUAGGUGCCAUUUGGUUCUUGUCUGGCCUCCUGUCUGUACCCACACUGCUCUUUAGAACCACUGUGCAUGACAUCAACAGCAAUCAGACCACAUGCGCCAUGGACUUCAGCCUGGUGACCAUAAACAGGGGGCACGAGACCCUUUGGAUCGCUGGUCUCAGCCUGUCCUCCUCUGCCUUGGGGUUUCUCCUGCCCUUUUUGGCCAUGACCAUCUUCUACUGCUUCAUUGGCUGCACUGUCACUCGCCACUUCAACAACCUGCGCAAGGAGGACCAAAAGAAGAAGCGCCUGCUCAAGAUCAUCACCACACUAGUGGUGGUUUUUGCUAUCUGCUGGAUUCCCUUCCAUGUGCUAAAGAGCCUGGAUGCCCUCUCCUACCUGAAUCUCGCCCCGAGCUCCUGCGGCAUCAUGCGUUUCGUGCUGCUGGCUCACCCCUAUGCCACCUGCCUGGCCUACGUCAACAGCUGCCUCAACCCGUUCCUGUACGCCUUCUUUGACCUGCGCUUUCGCUCCCAGUGCUUGUGCCUGCUCAACCUCAAGAAGGCCAUGCACGGCCAGAUGACCUCCAUGUCGUCCACUCUCAGUGCCCAGACUCAGAAGUCGGAGAUUCAGUCUCUGGCAACCAAAGUUUAGAGACUAAGAAAAGCAAUGAAGCAUGGCUGCAAGACAGUCCCAGCUCUAACCAAUGGAACACUUGUUAGUUAUGUGCCGGUUGUUUAAAGCUGGUAAGGAGACAUGAAAUUUGAACUUUUACUGCCUUCAGUCAUGAAUUCCAAUGUAUGCCCAUCCUAUUCUGUAAUGAGAAGUUGAUGCUCUGUGUGUUGUGUGGACUUACAUUGCUGGAGCCAGCUGGCUGAGCUCUUUGGCUGCACUGGUCCUCCAAUUCUCAGAGAAAAAACUCUAUAUUUUGUUGUUUUGUCUCCACAGGAGUUUUGAUUUGUAAACUGAAACCUAUAUACACUGGAUGAAACAUAUGACUGUACAGUAUUUUCAUACCCUUCUUGUCCACAUCUGUUGCUGUUUUGUUUUCUAAGCACUUGUCAGGAUUUAGUGAGCAGGGAGAUCAAACAGAAAGCCUGAUGGCAGAUGGAGGGAAGUGUAAGAGGAGAAAAGGUGUUGCAGCUUAAUUAUAUAGUUUGUGGAGUAGAAACAGAGGGGGGGGGGUGGGUAGGAGAGGGGCAUGUGGUGGUUGACAAAUGUUGUAGAACAGGAGCAGGUCGGGGUGGGGUGGUUGGAGAGGGGUUUUUGGUGUAGUUGCCGCACUAAAAGUAGGGAAAUGCAACCUUAAAAAUGUUUCACACUGAUGUAUAUGUUGUAUUUUUUGACACCACUGUAACUAACUACUGCAUUAAAGACCUGUGCUCCAAA